UUUUGAGUCUUGACUUCUUAUGAGUUAUGACCAAAAACCACGCUGUUGUUAUUUGUAAUUUGUACUACCUAAAUUGUUUAGAAGUUUUUAAAACAUUUUUCACUACUAACUACAUAAAUUAAAAAAUAAAUAUCUUUUAAAAUGUAUUUGCGAUACUUUUUAAAUGAGAAUGGUGACCGCCAGUACACGUUAGCCACAAUAGAUCCCAGUGGAAAGCCAACCUUAUCAGCACAUCCAGCUCGCUUUUCCCCAGAGGACAAAUAUUCAAGACAACGAAUAAUUAUCAAAAAACGAUUUGGUUUGCUAUUGACUCAACAACCUGAACCAAUACGAUGAUUACUUACAACUCUUUACAACUUAUUUUAAGGAAUAAAUGCAUUAUAUAUAAGUA
Pieris napi is the source of this 391-nucleotide messenger RNA. It is a transcript of the gene Nop10, whose product is annotated as H/ACA ribonucleoprotein complex subunit 3. NCBI's taxonomy places the organism in Eukaryota, Metazoa, Arthropoda, Insecta, Lepidoptera, Pieridae. Gene Ontology annotation, molecular function: telomerase RNA binding; box H/ACA snoRNA binding. Gene Ontology annotation, biological process: snRNA pseudouridine synthesis; ribosome biogenesis; rRNA pseudouridine synthesis. Gene Ontology annotation, cellular component: box H/ACA snoRNP complex; box H/ACA telomerase RNP complex. Bases 142 to 336 code for a protein of 64 amino acids. The transcript has 3 exons. The record is from RefSeq and is a predicted model, not a curated record.